This is a messenger RNA of Hibiscus syriacus, 2979 nucleotides long. Its product is annotated as kinesin-like protein KIN-14P. Lineage: Eukaryota; Viridiplantae; Streptophyta; Magnoliopsida; Malvales; Malvaceae. Gene Ontology annotation, molecular function: ATP binding; microtubule binding; microtubule motor activity. Gene Ontology annotation, biological process: microtubule-based movement. The record is from RefSeq and is a predicted model, not a curated record.
UGUCUGGUCUGUUCUAAUGUAACACAUGCUCAUUACUUAAAGUUAAUUGUUUAUCAGAACUGCUUUCUGCAGAAUGUAAACGGGGGAUCAAAGCUUCAUAAUCAAGCUCCAAAGGACCUUUUCUUAGAACCUGAUCAAGACUUGACAGCUAUAACGUAACCACAUGUCCGUGUAUUCGAACUAAUGGCGAACAAUAAUCCCGAGAAUCUAUCAGCUCAAUUACCCAAUAAAAAAAACAACAAUAAUAGUUAUAUUAUUAAAACUGGAAGCAUUCAUGGGGAUGCACCGACACGUGGUCCUCUCACUCCGUUAUCUGGAGAAGACAGGAGGAAGGCGGCUUCCUUAAACCUGAAAAUUAAUAAACAAUCAACUACAGGGCUUCCUCAUGGUGGACAAAAAUUUUAUGAGGUGUUUCAAUGGAAACAAGGGCGCUAUGCAGAUCUCCCGGCGGCGAAAAUUUCAGAGAUGAUGAAGUCAAGCAAUUUAGAUAAUGCUCCAACUCAGUCACUUUUAAGUGUUGUGAAUGGAAUUCUGGAUGAAACUUUUGAAAGAACGAAUGGAAAAAUUCCUCAUCGUGUGGCAUGUCUCCUGAGAAAAGUUGUGCAGGAGAUUGAACGGAGUAUAUCAACUCAAGCAGAUCAUCUAAGAACCAAAAACAAUCUUUUCAAAAUUCGAGAGGAGAAAUACCAAUCAAGGAUCAGAGUACUUGAGGCCCUUGCAGCUUAUAGUGGCGAAGAGACUAAGCCUGUCACAAACCAUCCUCAGCAAACAAAGACUGAGAACUGCAAAGUGGAAGAAAAACGGAAAGUUGAGAACUCCAAAGUGGAAGAAAAACGGAAAGUUGAGAACUCCAAAGUGGAAGAAACACAGAAAGCUGAGAACUCCAAAGUGGAAGAAACACAGAAAGUUGAGAACUCCAAAGUGGAAGAAAAACUGAAAGUUGAGGAGGUGAGGGAGGAUAAAAGAGAGUUGGUGAAAGAAACUGAUAAAUAUAUUAAUGAAAUUGCUUCGCUGAAGCAAGAACUAGAAAUGGCCAAAACGAUGCACGAGAAGCGCUGCUUAGAAAUGGACAAAGAGACUGAGGGUGUCAAAGCAGGACUUCAAGGGAGGUUAAAAGAGCUCGAGUCUCUCCUUGCUGAUUCAAACAAUAGAGUGAAAGAGCUUGAAAUAACUACCGAGUCAAAAUGUCAGAAGUGGAACAUGAAAGUGAAAAUCUACCAAAGCCAUAUGGACUCUCAGUUUAGUACAACACAGGAGUUAAGGUUUACUUCUGAUGCCAUCAAGCAAGAACUUCUGAAAACACAGAAGAGCUAUUUUGAAGAAUUUAAUCAAUUAGAAAAAAAGCUUAAAGCAUUAGCAGAUGUGGCGGGGAACUAUCGUAAACUUCUUGCUGAAAAUCGGAAGCUUUUCAAUGAGCUUCAAGAUCUGAAAGGGAACAUUAGAGUUUUCUGUCGAAUAAGGCCAUUUCUUCCUGGACAAAGUGGAAACAAGACAAUAGUAGACAGUAUUGGUGAUAAUGGUCAGUUGGUUAUUUCAAAUCCAUCCAAGCCAGGGAAGGAAGGGAAUAAGACCUUUAAGUUCAAUAAGGUCUUCUGUCCAACUGCUACUCAAGCCGAGGUGUUUUCAGAUAUUCAACCUUUUAUUCAGUCAGUAGUAGAUGGAUAUAACGUCUGUAUAUUUGCUUAUGGUCAAACUGGUUCGGGGAAAACAUAUACAAUGACCGGUCCUAAUAAUGCUACUGAAGAGGAUUGGGGUGUUAAUUAUCGUGCUUUGAAUAGUCUCUUUAAAAUAUCUCAAAGUAGGAGAACCACUAUUGAAUAUGAAGUUGGUGUUCAAAUGAUUGAAAUAUAUAAUGACCAAGUGCGUGAUUUAUUAAUAGCUAAAGGUUCUGGGAAGAAAAUGGGGGUUACAAGCAUCUCUCAACCUAAUGGGUUAGCUGUUCCUGAUGCUAGCAUGCACCCUGUUCUAUCAACCUCGGAUGUAAUAGAUUUAAUUGAUGUUGGAUUAAAGAAUAUUACUGUUAGUGCUACUGCAAUAAAUGAAAGAAGUAGUCGCUCUCACAGCAUUGUCACCGUGCAUGUUCGUGCGAAGGAUUUGAAGUUGGGAAAUUGUUUGUAUGGUAAUCUACAUUUGGUAGAUUUAGCAGGCAGUGAAAGAGUCGAUAGAUCCGAGGUAACAGGAUCUGCGCUUAAGGAAGCACAACAUAUUAAUAAAUCAUUGUCUGCCCUUGGAGAUGUAAUUUUCUCUCUUGCACAAAAGGGUGCUUAUGUGCCGUACAGAAAUAGCAAGCUCACUCAAGUACUUCAAAGCUCUCUUGGAGGUCAGGCAAAGACCCUUAUGUUUGUACAGCUCAAUCCAGAUAUCAAUUCCUACACCGAAAGUCUGAGUACUUUGAAGUUCGCCGAACGGGUUUCUGGAGUUGAGCUAGGUUCUGCACGAAGUAGCAAAGAGGGGAAGGAAGUUAGGGAACUAAUGGAGCAGAUGGCAGCUCUCAAGGACACGGUAGCUAAAAAGAACGAGGAGAUAGAGCGGUUGCACUUACUUAAAGAUCUAAAAAGUGGAUACACUGGCAACAACGGCGAGCUCCACAGAACAGUCUCAUUGAGUGAUAAGCAGUCUGAAGUUGAAUCCCAGCAGUCCACGGACGAUGAAAAAUCGGAAAUAUCCGACGCUGGUCUUUCUUUGGUAACAGAAACUGAAGGCUCAGCUGAAUACCCGCGUUCUCCUGAAGGCAGUACUCCGGGGAGGAGCAGGGUCGCAUCAAAGAUUCGACUUCUACAAAAACCGCCAACCCCGCAACCAGCACCGAGACCAGAUUCUGCAAUGGGUGUCCCUGGCAUUAAAAAGAGUCUAAGCUCGAGUGCAAUCAAGCCUCCUCCUAUCAGGAAAAAGGUGUAAAUAACUCAACUAGCUGCAGUUGGUCACAGUUCUUGUUUAGGGUCUGGUAUUCAUCAUUGAUCUUCUGUGUUAUUAAAUUAU